UCCGGAUCAUCGUCGAUGAAGUCGCGAUCUGUCAAGCACACACUCACGGGCCACUGCGCAAAGGUGAUGGCGGCGAAGUUUCUUGGCGAGCCGUCGAAAGUAGUUACGGGAAGUUAUGAUCGGACUUUAAAAAUCUGGGAUCUGCGCAGCAAAGCAUGUAUAGAGACGAAAUUCGCUGGUUCAAGUUGUAAUGACCUCGUAACUUCGGACGGAGCUGGCUCUACGAUAAUCAGUGGUCAUUUUGAUCAAAGGAUCAGGUUUUGGGAUACUAGAGCUGAAUCCAGCUCAAAUGACAUUCUAUUGGAAGGAAAAGUUACAUCUUUAGAUUUAUCUCGCGACGCAAAUUACCUUUUGAGUUGCGUGAGAGAUGACACGGUGAAACUGAUUGAUCUACGGAUGAAGAAGAUUGUUGGAUCGUUCAGCGCUGACGGUUUCAAAGUGGGAUUCGAUUGGACAAGGGCUGCUUUCAGUCCUGACGGACAGUACAUAGCGGUUGGUUCCGCGGAUGGUUCCGUUUUCAUCUGGUCUAUAGCGACGAAUACAAUUGAAACAAUACUAAAGGGGCAUACGGCAGCAGUAACGGCCGUUUCUUGGCAUCCACAUGGCACAUAUUUAGCAUCUGUCGAUCGCGCCAAGACGGUGACGAUUUGGGGCGACCAUGUUUGACAGGAGGAGUGAUCCCGGGACAGACGAUUACUGUUUCACGCAUGAAGAUCUCGUGCCAUUCAUUGGCUUUUCGUAGCCGUGAAAAUGAAACGUGCUCACGUCAGCAAUCCCGCGAGAAAUCACAGUGGGCAUCCCAGCGGGAUAAUAAUCAAAAUCAUUGGUCGGUUUGGCCGCGCGGGUUGUAAAGCCUUGUAAGGAUGCCGUUUCGAAGUUAUAAAGCGCAGACACCGCACUGAACAAAUCCACAACGGCGGACUAUUGUACAUAAAAUUGCACUUAUUGUUACUCCCAGGUUGUAAAGAUUCCCUAUUUAGAAUAGUAACUUGCGCGCCACAGCCGUGCCGGAUCGUCUACCCCCCCCCCCAAGAAAUUUAAGAAAUUGUCGUAGAUUACUGAUGUUUUUCCGCGACUCGCUAGACGUAAGGUUUUCUUUUGCUAACUAUGAAGAAUACAGUCGCGUGUCAAUUGUCCAUAUGAAAAAAAUUCGGGAUUAAAGUUUAUAUAUGACAUCCAUGAUGCUAGAGUAAAAAUA
Messenger RNA from Pogonomyrmex barbatus (red harvester ant), 1198 nucleotides. RefSeq names its product autophagy-related protein 16-1-like. Lineage: Eukaryota; Metazoa; Arthropoda; Insecta; Hymenoptera; Formicidae. The record is from RefSeq and is a predicted model, not a curated record. Gene Ontology annotation, cellular component: Atg12-Atg5-Atg16 complex; phagophore assembly site membrane; autophagosome membrane. Gene Ontology annotation, biological process: autophagosome assembly. Gene Ontology annotation, molecular function: protein-membrane adaptor activity; protein binding.